Messenger RNA from Symbiodinium necroappetens, 286 nucleotides. NCBI's taxonomy places the organism in Eukaryota, Dinophyceae, Suessiales, Symbiodiniaceae. The record is from the annotation of a GenBank genome assembly.
GUCCACGGCCUCACAAGUCAGCGAUCUGCUUGACAUUGCGCAGCACGCCGACCAGUCAUCGGUCUUCCGGCACCAGGUGAGCGGUGACCAGGAGGACGAGGAGGACUGGCAGUUUGGGGUUGCACUCCAUCAAAUUCCAAUGUAUCAAUUACAACGAUUGUCCAAGAAUCUUUCCAAAGAGUUGCAGCGUGCGCGCAGUGGAAGUUUUGGAUCCAACACGGACCUGGCUGGGCGAGCAAAUCAACCACAAUCGGGAUCUGAAGAAAACCUGCAGAGACUGCGGGAG